Paramecium primaurelia is the source of this 4756-nucleotide messenger RNA. The record is from the annotation of a GenBank genome assembly. NCBI's taxonomy places the organism in Eukaryota, Ciliophora, Oligohymenophorea, Peniculida, Parameciidae.
AUGAAACCAUAUAUUAAUGCAUAUCCAAUAACAACAUACAAUUAAAAUAGUGAUGUAAUGCUAACUCAAGUAUCAUCAAACUAAUAAGAAUAAAUAAAUCUAUUGCAGGAAAUGAAGUAAUUGCUAGACCAAUAUCCUCACCAAAAUAUUUCAGAAAUCAUUUCAUUUACAAUAAAUAAUAACGCUAUUGAAUCAUAAAAUGAACCUUGUGAUUUUACUUUGGACUAAUAUUUAAAAAACAGACAAAGCUUUUGGUUGUCUAAAGAAGAAAUAUAUAAUAUCCUUGGAUAAAUUGUUUAAGGGUAUAUGCAUUUAAAGAAUUUAAAAAUUACUCAUAGAGAUUUGAAUCCAAGAACGAUAUUAGUCUUGCGUGUUUUAGAAACUAAUAAUGUAAUUAUUAAAGUACAUAAAAUUUAUUGAUUUUAGAUUUCUGAUUUUGGAGUGGCAUCACUUAAUUAAACUAGAAUGAGGGAAAUUGUUGGUACUCCAUUUUAUCAAGCUCCUGAAAUCACACAAAAUAAUGAAUAUGAUGAUCAAUGUGAUGUUUAUUCUGUAAAUAUUAAAUAAUAGAUUUAGUUAGGAUUAAUAUUAUAUUAAAUGUGCUUUAAAAAUUAAUACCAUAUUUACCCUGUCACAAAAGAAGAGCUUUUAAAAUUUAAUGAAUAACUUAAAUUUAACAAAUUUAAAAUACCAGAUGGAUAAAUUGAUCCAGCUUUAAAACAAUUAAUUGAAAAAAUGAUAGUAUAUGAUCCAAAUGAAAGGAUUAAUUGGUCUGAAUUGGCUAAUAUGCAAGUAUUAUAGCCUAAAUUUUUGAUCUUACCAAACUAAAACAAAUCCAAGUUAUAUUAUAUAGAUUUUUUAAAAUCAUUAGGUAGAGGAAGUUAAGGAUGUACCUACUUAACUUAUGAUCUACUCCAUUAAAACACAGAAUAUUGUACAAAAUAAAUAGAUUCCAAUAAUAUUGAAGGGUAGCGAGAACUUUAAGCCUACAGAUUAAUCAAAGAAAAUACAUAUUGUGAAAAUAUUAUAAUGGUUGAAGAUAUUUUAUCAUAAAAGGAUAAUUCAUAUUUGGUCAUGGAAAAAUGUGAAAAAAAUAUUGAAUAAUAUUUCAGAGAAAAAUAAUUUGAUCUAUCCUAAUAGGAGGCUUUAGAUAUUGUAUAAUAGAUAGUCACUGGCUAUCUUCAUAUUACCAAAUUCAAUAUUAUUCAUAGAGAUCUAAAACCACAAAAUAUUUUAAUAAAACAUAAUAAUCAAACCAAUAAAAUGAUUAUCAAAGUAUAAAUCUUCUUUUAAAUAGAUUAUUGAUUUUGGAGUUGGAAAAGUGCUCUAACAAUCAAAAGAAUUGACUAAUACUUAUGCAGGAACACCCAUCUAUACUGCCCCAGAAAUAAUAUUUUCUCGUGACUAUAAUAAUAAAUGUGAUAUAUUCUCAGUAUUUAUGUUAUAUAUCACUAGCUAGGAGUAAUGUUGUAUCAGCUUGUUUAUGAAGGGGCCAAUUAUUUUUAAGGCUAACCAAAUAGUAUAGAAGAUUUAUAGAGAAUUUUAUUAAAUCUUUAAUCCACUCCAGUAUAAUGCAAGAAACCCUAUAAAAAUGUAAUUUCUUAAUUUUAUUUUAGUUUAAUAAUAAUUUUUUAUCAUUAAUAGAUAAGAUGUUGAUAUUUGAUUAAAAUGAAAGAAUCGAUUGGGAAACAUUAAAUUAAUAGUUAAAAAACUUUACACAAUCUAAAAUUAAAAUUAUAUCUAUAAAUAAUUAAAACUUAGAUUUAUAAUCCCAAACUCAAUAAGAAUAAUUAUAAUAAUAAUAAUAUUAAUAAUAAUAAUAGUAAUAAUAUUAAUAAUAAUAAUAUUAAUAAUAAUAAUAAUAAUAUUAAUAAUAAUAAUAAUAAUAGUAAUAGUAAUAGUAAUAGUAAUAGUAAUAGUAAUAGUAAUAGUAAUAGUAAUAGUAAUAGUAAUAGUAAUNAUACAUGAAAUCAUAGAAAUAGUUAAAGAAAUAUACUCAAUUCAAGAAAACAUUAAUUUAAAGCAUAAUCAAUAAAUUUUGCCUGAGAAUUAAACAAUAGAAUCCUUAAAAAUCAAAAAAGGUUUUAUCUUGUCAGUGGAAAUUCAAUAAUAAUAAUAGUAAUAAUAAUAAUAAUCACCCACAUAAUAAAAUGUAAUGAUUAUUUUAGAAUAUCGUGGUUAAAAGAAUCAAAUUGAAGUGACUUCAGAUACUUACAUACAUGAAAUCAUAGAAAUAGUUAAAGAAAUAUACUCAAUUCAAGAAAACAUUAAUUUAAAGCAUAAUCAAUAAAUUUUGCCUGAGAAUUAAACAAUAGAAUCCUUAAAAAUCAAAAAAGGUUUUAUCUUGUCAGUGGAAAUUCAAUAAUAAUAAUAGUAAUAAUAAUAAUAAUCACCCACAUAAUAAAAUGUAAUGAUUAUUUUAGAAUAUCGUGGUUAAAAGAAUCAAAUUGAAGUGACUUCAGAUACUUACAUACAUGAAAUCAUAGAAAUAGUUAAAGAAAUAUACUCAAUUCAAGAAAACAUUAAUUUAAAGCAUAAUCAAUAAAUUUUGCCUGAGAAUUAAACAAUAGAAUCCUUAAAAAUCAAAAAAGGUUUUAUCUUGUCAGUGGAAAUUCAAUAAUAAUAAUAGUAAUAAUAAUAAUAAUCACCCACAUAAUAAAAUGUAAUGAUUAUUUUAGAAUAUCGUGGUUAAAAGAAUCAAAUUGAAGUGACUUCAGAUACUUACAUACAUGAAAUCAUAGAAAUAGUUAAAGAAAUAUACUCAAUUCAAGAAAACAUUAAUUUAAAGCAUAAUCAAUAAAUUUUGCCUGAGAAUUAAACAAUAGAAUCCUUAAAAAUCAAAAAAGGUUUUAUCUUGUCAGUGGAAAUUCAAUAAUAAUAAUAGUAAUAAUAAUAAUAAUCACCCACAUAAUAAAAUGUAAUGAUUAUUUUAGAAUAUCGUGGUUAAAAGAAUCAAAUUGAAGUGACUUCAGAUACUUACAUACAUGAAAUCAUAGAAAUAGUUAAAGAAAUAUACUCAAUUCAAGAAAAAAUUAAUUUAAAACUUGAUCAAUAAAUUUUGCCUGAGAAUUAAACAAUAGAAUCCUUACAAAUCAAAAAAGGUGAUAUCUUGUCAGUAGAAAUUCAAUAAUAAUAAUAGUAAUAGUAAUAGUAAUAGUAAUAGUAAUAGUAAUAGUAAUAGUAAUAGUAAUAGUAAUAGUAAUAGUAAUAGUAAUAGUAAUAGCUAUUUCAAUAGUAAUAGUAAUAGCUAUUUUAAUAAUAAUAGCCAUUUUAAUAGUAAUAGCAAUUUUAAUAGUAAUCACCAUGUUCAUCGUAAUAGCCAUUUUCAUAGUAAUAGCCAUUUUAAUUGUAAUAAUCAUAGCAAAUAUAAAAUUAAUUUUUGCUUUAAAAAAAUUAAUUGCCAUCAUCCUUUUAAUAAUAGCAAUCGUAGUAAUCCUUAAUUUAAAAAAUAAAUCCAUAGCCAUAACAAUAAUAAUCAAAAAUUUCACAAUCAAUUAGCUUUUAAUAAGAUUCUAAUAAUAAAUCAUUUUAAUUACCAACCCCAAAAUCUAAUUUAAUAGAUUAAAAUUAAUAAUUUUAAUUACAUAAUCAAUCAUAAACUGCUUCCCAAACUCAAAAAUCAUCGACCAUUGCUUAACAAUCGUCAACAACAACACUAAGAUCAACAAUGUUUUAAACCCAUUCCAAAACACCUUAAUAAUUUGGAUAGAAUUUAUAAUUUGUAUAGCCUUAAUAAUUUCAGCUACGAAAUUAAAUAAAAACUAAUCCUCCAAACGAAUAAGAAAAUAAAGCUUCUAUUUUUCCAUAAAAUACAUAAAAUUAAUAAAUAGCUUAAUUACAAUUAGAUCCAAAAACUACAUUGCCUUAGAAUCAAUUUGCAAUACAAUAAAAUAAAUAAAACGAUUUAAAUACUAAUUCGCUUUCACCUUUUUAGCCACAGCAAUAACAAUAAUAAUUAAAAUUAAAUAUUAAUCCCCUAAUAGUAAACUAAAUGAAUCCAUAAGUCGCUAUACCAAAUUAAUUUUCCAAUAUAAAUACUUAACAAUCAAAUCAGUUAAUAGAUGUUUCUAAACCUAUUUCAUGCAGAGCUACAAUUUCAUAUGCUAAUACAACUUUGAAUAAUAAUAAUAAUAAUAAUAUUAAUAAUAAUAAUAAUAAUAUUAAUAAAAUUAAUAAUUUUAAUAUUCAUAAUAAUAAACCAGAUGCAACUAAAUUUACUACAUAAGCUAUUAUAAAUAACUUUCCUUCUAAACAAUUUUCAUCUAAAAAUAUGGAAUAAUUCUAUGAAUUUACAAAGAAGGCCUCUGAAGACUUCAAAUCUAAAAGCUAAUAAUUAUUUAUUUAACCAGCAUAUUUAGGAUUUUAUUUAUGUAUUUUAUAUUUUUGGAAAGAGAUUAAUAGAUAAUAAAAGAUUGAAAAAAGUACUGAUAGUUUAAUUAAUUCAGAAGAAUUAACAAUAAAGAAGGAGAUUGAGAAAGUUAAAGAAAUUAUUUCAUAAGUGGAUAAAAAAAAUGGGAGAUUGGAAGAUUUGAAAAGAUUAAUAUUGCUCUAAAAUCAGCUUUAAAGUCUUGCUCAAAUUCAGCAAGCAUAUUAAGAAUUUCAUACAAAAAAUCAUGAUAUUUUAUGUGAUUAAAAUAAUAAUAAAGAAUAAAAAGAGUUGAAUAAAAUUAUUGAAAACAUGCACAAUUUAUCAAAAGAUCUAAAUUCAAAUAAAUAAAAUACAGAUAAUUAAAAAAUUUAAUUCAAUAAACUCUGA